Molecule: messenger RNA, 1530 nt
Organism: Bombus pyrosoma
Lineage: Eukaryota; Metazoa; Arthropoda; Insecta; Hymenoptera; Apidae
Product: apoptosis regulatory protein Siva-like
Exons: 3
Coding region: 148-1530 (460 amino acids)
Biological process (GO): extrinsic apoptotic signaling pathway
Molecular function (GO): CD27 receptor binding
Source: RefSeq, a predicted model, not a curated record
UACUUCUAUAGAAUUGAAUUCUAUCGAUGUACCAUCAUCGAAAACUCCUUCUUCGUGCAAAUCCAAAAAUGAACGUAUCUCAAAACAAAUGGUGUUGAAUAGUAAACUAGAAUUAUUAGGAGCAGAUAAAGCUAUAAAGAUACCGAUAUGAUUAAAAGAAGGAAAGCAUCAAAGUUACCGGUACAAAUCAAUGAAGAUGAAGAUACUAAUAACAUAUCAAAAAGCAAUACUUUGAAUGUUAAAGAGAAAAAAGAAUACGAUUUAUCCCAAGAAAUGAAUAUGAAACAAAAGGUAAAACAGAAGAGCACAAAAAAGUGUCAGAAAGUUAGUAAACAAAUAAGUGUUUCAAACAUGAUUCUCAAAUAUAAUGCGAAAGCAUAUAAAUAUCAAAUUCAGCAGUUAAAUCUAUUGUUCAAAAAAUCUUUAAAAUAUCCAAUGCUUACACAAGAUGAAUUAUAUAUGUUAUUUGCAAAAUAUAAAUCCGAUGGACAUUAUAAAAUUAAUAAGAACUUACCACCAUUUACGAGCCUUCUUGUUAAUACACGUGAUAUGUUUAAAGAAAAUCAUUGUUAUAAUCAGUUUUCUGAUAUACAAAAAACAAAGCCUGAAAACAAUGGGGAAACAAUUGCAAAUUCAUAUUCUAACACCUUUAAUAGAAAUCAACAUGUAGAAGAAAAUCCAAAGGUGUAUGAAAUUCUGCAAUCAAAUGUAAAACAGGAUGUACUGAAAUGUACAGAAACCCCUCAAGUAAAUAAUAUAGACAGCAGAAUACAAAAUAAAUAUCUUUAUAAUGAUCAGAACUUCUUACACAGUAGCAAUUAUAAUCAUUUAUGUAUGAACUACAAUAUGCAAUCAUAUAAUAACUUAGAUAUAUUAAAUGAUAUACAGUAUUGUGCUCAAUCAAAAGUAGACACUAAGAAAGUUUCUGAUGCAGAAAAGAAACAAUUUUCAUGCAAUUUAAUAAAGUCACAAGAUAUUGCCUCUGAAGAACAUCAAAAUUGCAGAUAUAUGAAUAAGAAUUUACUUUGUAACAUACCUGAUACACAAUAUGAAAAUUUAACCAACAGUGAAAUUCCACAACAAAAUGAUAUACACUAUUCAUUGCAGUAUAACAAUUUUUCAUUGAGUCCAAACUUUUACAAUGAUUGCUAUUUAAAUAAAUGCAAUAAUGUGGCUCCUAUCAAUAAUAACAAUAAUUAUCAAUCAAAAAAUGUACAAUCAAUUUGUAUUCCUCACAUCAAUAAUUUAGAAUCAUGUCUUGAUAUGAAAAAUUUGGUUGCUCCUCAUCAGUUGCCAUUGGCAAGAAAUCAUUUAGAAGAACAAGGUAAUUUAAACUUACCUAUUCGUACAGAGACAUAUUCUGUGUUGAGCAACAAAAAUUUGCCAUAUGUUUCCAAUGAAAAUGUCAGUAAUAUUCAGGCAGAUUUUAAUGCUUACAAUACAAAUUCAACUGUGAUCUCAGAUGAUAUUCUGUCACAAACAAACGCAUUUAAUCCAUUGCAUGCUAAUAUGGCCAAUCAGUACAACUAA